Hippocampus comes (tiger tail seahorse) is the source of this 6067-nucleotide messenger RNA. It is a transcript of the gene myt1la, whose product is annotated as myelin transcription factor 1-like, a. The transcript is spliced from 25 exons. NCBI's taxonomy places the organism in Eukaryota, Metazoa, Chordata, Actinopteri, Syngnathiformes, Syngnathidae. The record is from RefSeq and is a predicted model, not a curated record. Gene Ontology annotation, molecular function: RNA polymerase II cis-regulatory region sequence-specific DNA binding; zinc ion binding; DNA-binding transcription factor activity, RNA polymerase II-specific. Gene Ontology annotation, biological process: regulation of transcription by RNA polymerase II. The coding region runs from base 1451 to 5239 and encodes 1262 amino acids. Gene Ontology annotation, cellular component: nucleus.
AUUGUCCAACGCUAUUUGCCAUUGUGACAGGUUUUUCUUUCUCUCUUCCUCACAGGCCUUACACACCAGUGACAAGCAAGCAGUUCAAGAUCGCUGCGGUCACGGGGAAGACGGUUAUGGAGAGAGCAAGGCGGCGUGCCCGUGAGGAGGAAGAAGAUGCAGGCUUAUCCUCGUAAGCGUGAGGAAGACGGGGAGGAAAAGAAGGAGGAGGAAUGAUGGCAAAGGAAGACAAAGUAGGAGAGCGGAUGAAGAGGAAUGAAACAAUCAGAGGCAAUGAGGUGAAAAUGAAGGCACGGAUGAGAAAAUGGGAUUCGAGUUGUGCAAAACGUUGGCCUGCGGAUGUGAGAGGGAAAAGAGGAGAAGAGUCAGCCUUCAUCGUGGGAAAACAUGUUGAACACAAUCACAUGCAUUCAAUGAUUUCAGGGGGCAAGGAAGCACCCAACAUGGUAGUACGUGGCCUCUUUGAAGGUGUCAAUGCUCAGCGCACCACAGGCCAUUCUUGGCCCACCCCUCAAUGAAAGUCUUUUUAACCAAUGUGACCUCAGUCAGCUCGAGUGCUCCAAUGUAGCGCCCCUCCUUGGCCCUAUUAAAUGUUAAAAGGAGCCGCCACAAGUGUAACUUUUAAGCAGAGUGAGUGGGUGAAAUUUUGUCUUAAAGGGUGCAUAUGUCCUGGGACUUGAAAAAAAACAUAUACAAAUUAUUUUUCUUUGAUGGUUUUCUUGUUUUACUAUAAUAGACAACACCAAAAGGAAGUUGGUUAUUUCCCUUUUAAGUGGAACCACGUUUGCAAGGAACAUGCAUUUCCGGGAUCAGCAACAGAGGCCUUGCACCCUUGAAAUUUGCCAAAUCUAAUUGGCUGUCGCCAAGUAGCGUGGCGGCCGAAGCCGCAACACAAAUUGGCACGUGAUUGCAGGUGUGCCUAAUGAAGUGGCCCGCCGCGCUUCCCAUUCGUCAAAAACAAAAAAAAAAAAAAAAAACGGAUGAAAAGUCUAAUAACCCCCGAAGUCAUCCCAGCCCGACAAAAGGUGGGCAGGAAGUUGUCCUUUGUUCCCAGUGGGGAGGCGUGUGCGCGCGCACAGGCUCGGAAUAAAAAAAAAAUAAAAUAAAAAAAAAUAAAUAAAAGAGCGAGGCGAAUGAGCUCGCGCGCCCCCGCCUCCGCAUCCUUUGGCUUGCGUGCGCGCGGCCGCCAGUCGAGGCGAGAGGAGGCUACGGAAGAGCGCGCCAAGAGAGUGAAGGCAUGGCCAGAUAGCGCGACAAAAGAGAGAGAGAGAGAGAGAGAGACGCCGAGGAAGAGUGCACCCGCUCCGACUCCCGAGGAGGAGGAAGAAGAAGAAGAAGAAGAAGACGACGAGUCGCCAUCGUGUCUCUUGCGAAGAUGAGGAGGCUCGAGGAGGCGGGAAUCUGAACUCGUCUGCCAUCCGCGAGCCCGCGCUCGAGCCGGCCCGGCCAGAUGGAGGCAAAUGCAGCGGACAAACGCCAUCGAACCAGAUCCAAAGGAAUGCGUGCCGUCGUGGAGGCCGUGACGCAGGAACUCUUCAGCUGUCCGACGGCGGGCUGCGAUGGUUCCGGUCACGUCAGCGGAAAGUACGCGAGACACCGCAGCGUGUACGGAUGCCCGCUGGCCAAGAAGAGGAAGGUGCUCGAAAAGCAGCCGCUGGAGCCGCCCGUCAAACGGAGACCCUUCAGCGGCGACUGCCUGGGCGAGGACGACGAGGAGGGCGACGAGUUAGAGGACAACUUGGAGGACGAAGAUGCCAACUACAACGAGGCCGUCUUAGAGGAAAGGGAGCGAGGGGAAGUCAUGGAGGAGGACGAGGAAGAAGGCAAGAAGGCCGACGAGGAAGAAGAGGAAGAGGAGGAGGAGGAGGAAGAGGAGGAGGAGUUCUCUGAUGACAUGGAGGAGGAAGAAGAGGAGCAGCCCGAAGAGGAUACCGCCACGCCGGUACCAGGAUGCGACCAGGUGGAGGAGCUCAGCCAUCAGCAGGUUGACUACCAACCAAGUGGACAAUCAAAGCUUAUUCCGCUCCAUAAGGAUGAUAACAACAACCACAGCUGCGUCACAGGUUCCGGUCCAGGUUCUGGCCUUUGCCCUGGCUCCGGUCCUGGUCUCAGUCUCGGUCCCGGCCCCUGCGAUGAGUUCGAGAACUAUGACGAGCUAGUGGCUAAGUCCCUGCUCAACCUGGGCAAGAUCGCGGAAGAUGCAGCCUACCAGGCCCUGACAGAGUCAGAGAUGAACAGCAACUCCUCCAACAGCGGCGACGACGACGAGGAGAACGACGAGGAUGAAGACGGCAGCGAGCGCGGCGACAGGAAGGCUGACCUCAGCGUGGACCUGGACAGCGACGUGGUCAGGGAGACGGUGGAUUCGCUCAAGCUGCUGGCGCAGGGACACGGCGCCAUGCUGCCCGACGACGGAUUCCCCGACAUCGGCCUCAACGGGCAGCCCGGCCUCGGCGGCAACGGCGGCCACGCCGAGGGGAGCGAGGAAGAAGUGUGUCUCAGUAGUCUGGAGUGUCUGAGGAAUCAGUGCUUCGACCUGGCCCGCAAACUCAGCGAGACGCACCCGGCCGAUCGCCCGCAGCAACACCACCACCACCACCACCACCAACUGCACAACCACGCCGACCAGCAGGGGGAGCCGCACCUCAACAGGUACGACGCCUGCCAGCCGGUUUGUCAGGACGACGGCGGCCCACCGGAGCGCAGCUUCUCCGACAUGGUGAACCUGCUGAAGCUGGAGGAGCAGCUGAGCCCGGCGUCGCGCGGUUACCCCGCCGGCUGCGGUCAGGAGUGCGACGAGGACACCACGUCGGUGGCCUCGGAGCGGUCCGACGACACCUUCGACAUGGCCAAGGGGAACCUCUCGCUGCUGGAGAAAGCCAUCGCGCUGGAGUCGAAACGCGCCAAAGUCAUGAGGGACCGCCUGGUCCCGGAGCACAAGCACCCCAGACGGGACCACCACCGCCACCAUCGUCAUCACCACCAUCACCAUCACCACCGCGGACACGGGGAGCACAGGACGGCUACGGGCGAGGAGCGCAAGUCCAGGAUGCACCACGACGCAAUGAAGAGGGCCUACUACCCCAAAGAGUCUUCACGGGGGGAGAAGAAGGAAAGCAAGUGCCCGACGCCGGGCUGCGACGGCACGGGUCACGUGACGGGUCUGUACCCACACCACCGCAGCCUGUCCGGCUGUCCUCACAAAGACCGCGUCCCUCCCGAGAUCCUUGCCAUGUAUGAGAAUGUUUUAAAGUGCCCGACCCCCGGCUGCUCCGGACGGGGUCAUGUCAAUAGCAACAGGAACUCGCACCGCAGUCUGUCGGGUUGUCCCAUCGCGGCGGCUGAGAAGAUGGCGAAGGUGCAUGAGAAGAGUCACGUGAUGGACAGCGGCAGCAGCAAGUCCAAUCAGACGUCCGACCGCGUCCUCAGGCCCAUGUGCUUCGUGAAGCAGCUGGAGAUUCCUCAGUAUGGCUACAAGAACAAUGUGCCCACCAGCACGCCGCGCUCCAACCUUGCCAAGGAGCUGGAGAAGUACUCCAAGACCAGCUACGACUACAGCGGGUACGACGGCCAGCACGGGGGCGGCUACGGCAAGAGGGGCGCGCUCGGCAAAUCCCACCACAGCCGGGAUACCUCCCCCAAGGCAUUUGAUGCCAAGCGUUACAGCAAGACGUCAAGCCCGGCCAGCAGCACCACCAGCAGCUACGCUCCCAGCAGCAGCAGCAGCAGCAGCAGCCUGAGCUGCGGCGGGGGCGGCGCUGGCGACCCGGCCGGCGACCUGGGCGGCGGCGGCGGCGGCGGCGGCAGCAGCGCCAGCAGCACCUGCAGCAAAAGCAGCUUCGACUACACGCAUGACAUGGAGGCGGCGCACAUGGCUGCCACCGCCAUCCUCAACCUUUCCACCAGGUGUCGAGAGCUCCCGCACGCCAUGGGAGGAAAAACGCACGGCAUGAUGAUGCAGAGCACAGCGGGUGACCUGGACGAGGAAGACGGCGAUGGUGGCUUGGACGCUGGCGGGCAACCGGGCGGGCCGGAGGGCAGCGGCACGGUGCUGACGCCGCUGCAGCCCAUGUCCCCCCAGCGCCAGGCCCUCCUCAACAGCCACCGCUACCAGCUCAGCCAGGCCGACUGCUGGGACCUCCCGCUGGACUACACCAAGAUCAAACGCGUGGACGAGCACCAGCACAAGGAGGGCGAUGAGCUGGACGCCUUCCACGAGCUGCUGGACGAACAGCACUACCCGGCCGAGGCCAGCGCCGUGCCCAGCCCCAAACACCACAAGUACUCGCCCUGCAAGGAGCCCAAAAAGGAGAGCCUCACGCUGUCCAGUUGCCAGCUGGCCGACAAGAACCUCAGAGGAAUGAUGGCCUCCAACGCGCAAGAGCUCAGGUGUCCCACACCCGGUUGUGACGGAUCGGGACACAUCACGGGAAACUACGCUUCUCACAGGAGCCUCUCCGGUUGUCCUCGCGCCAAGAAGAGCGGCAUCAAAAUCCUCCACAGCAAAGAAGACAAAGACGAGCAGGAGCCCAUCAAGUGUCCAGUGCCAGGCUGUGACGGGCAAGGUCACGUGACAGGCAAGUAUGCCUCCCACCGCAGUGCAUCAGGCUGCCCCCUAGCGGCCAAACGGCAGAAGGACAGCUACGUGAACGGCACCCAGUUGGCCUGGAAGUCGGGCAAGACAGACGGCAUGACGUGUCCCACGCCGGGCUGCGACGGCUCGGGCCACGUCAGCGGAAGCUUCCUGACCCACCGGAGUCUCUCCGGUUGUCCCCGGGCCUCCUCGGCCAUGAAGAAGGCCAGGAUGAGCGGCGCGGAGAUGCUGACAAUCAAGCAGAGAGCCAGCAAAGGCAUCGAAAACGACGAGGAAAUCAAACAGCUGGAUGAAGAAAUCAAAGAUAUCAACGAGUCCAACAAUCAAGUGGAGUCGGAUAUGAUUAAGCUGAGGACGCAAAUCACCACGAUGGAGACCAGCCUGAGGUCCAUGGAGGAGGAGAACAAAGCGAUGGAGCAACAGAACGAUUCGCUGCUGCACGAGCUGGCCAACCUCAGCCAUUCGCUCAUCAACAGCCUGGCCAACAUCCAGCUGCCGCACAUGGAGCCGAUGAACGAGCAGAACUUUGACACGUACGUGAGCACUCUGACGGACAUGUACACCCACCAGGACCAGUACCAGAGUCCGGAGAACAAGGCGCUGCUGGAGAACAUCCGACAGGCCGUGCAGGGCAUCCACGUGUAGCCCCGCCCACAACAACACAAGCAAGCAAACAAACAAAGCAGGUUAUUUUUUUUUUUUUUAAUUUAUAGGUUUAUUUUGCUGCUGCCGUCACGUUCACGCUGUCACCACUUUUUAUUUAUGUAUUUAUUUAUUUUUAAUCGCCUCGCUUGUUUUGGAUCCAACAUCCGACUUUUGUACAUUUUCAUACGACCUGAUAUAAUGUGACAUACAGCUGCAAAUGUAUUUAUCUAUUGAUUGAAUGAUUGAUUGAUUCGUAGAUGGUCAACGUGAAGCGCAAUCAAAGCAAGAGGGGGAGAGUUCAAACACCAUCACACGGAAAUAUCCAAGUGAACUAGUGUAGGAGACAAUCUGCCACUGGUUGAUUGAUCUAUUGAUCGAUUGAUUGGUUCUUGAGCCGCCUGGACGAGCUGGUAGGACAGCAAUAUUGGCAUGAUUUAUUCAGAUGCAAUCUAUAUUAAUAAAAAAAAAAGUUUAGGUAUAUGCAAUUUCCUAUGAAUUCAACAACCAUUGAUCACUGAUGUUUUUACCAGUUUUGUAUCCACUUUUACUACAAACACACAGCGCCGCCUUUUUUCUUUUACUCCAUCUUUUGAUGUGUUGCGUAUGCGUGUCGAUGGGGGACGUGGGAGCUGGAGGCAGCUGGCUGGACUUACAGGGUCUCUCUCUCUCACACACACACACACACACACACACACACACACACACACACACACACACACACACACACACAUCGUUGUACAUUUGCACUCAUCGUCCACUCAGCAGACUUUUUCUUGACAUGCAUGCACUUUAUUGGGGCCCGUCUGAACACGCCAAGCAAAAAAAAAA